Egretta garzetta (little egret) is the source of this 848-nucleotide messenger RNA. RefSeq names its product potassium voltage-gated channel subfamily A regulatory beta subunit 2 (gene KCNAB2). Gene Ontology annotation, cellular component: extrinsic component of cytoplasmic side of plasma membrane; juxtaparanode region of axon; voltage-gated potassium channel complex. Gene Ontology annotation, biological process: potassium ion transport; regulation of potassium ion transmembrane transport; regulation of action potential. The transcript has 6 exons. Gene Ontology annotation, molecular function: voltage-gated potassium channel activity; transmembrane transporter binding; potassium channel regulator activity. The record is from RefSeq and is a predicted model, not a curated record. The coding region runs from base 41 to 739 and encodes 232 amino acids. Lineage: Eukaryota; Metazoa; Chordata; Aves; Pelecaniformes; Ardeidae.
GUGAGGUGGUGAGCGGCUCCGGGGAGCCCAGGCUGGCUCCAUGUAUCCCGAAUCCACCACUGACUCCCCGGCACGACUCUCGCUGCGGCAGACGGGCUCCCCCGGGAUGAUUUACAGGAACCUCGGGAAGUCUGGGCUGCGCGUGUCCUGCCUGGGCCUGGGUAAGUGCCGGGCUUUGCCGCAGCCCCGCGGCAGCCCCCGUCCCACGGUGCUCGCCCGCUCCAGCCGAGCUUUGCGAAGGAUGGCAGAGCAGCUGAUGACUUUAGCCUACGACAACGGCAUUAAUCUCUUCGACACGGCAGAAGCCUACGCCGCCGGCAAGGCGCGCGGGGCUUUGCAGGUGCCGCCACCGGUGACUCUCUCUCCCUGCAGACGGUCCAGCCUGGUCAUCACCACCAAGAUCUUCUGGGGAGGAAAGGCUGAGACGGAGAGGGGCCUGUCCCGAAAGCACAUCAUAGAAGGCUUUGCGGGGCUGCGAAGGCAGGGGAUGAGCCCGACCCAGGCUUCCCGUAACUGGGUCGCUCAGCCGGCGAGCUGGGGUGUGCAGCGUCAAGGUGCCAGGGUGGAGGCGGCGAGCGCGGCGCAGCCGUGUGCGUCCUCCCGCGUGCGCCAGGGACACGAUCCUGACUCCCAACGGCAUCUCCCGCAGGUCCUUCCAAAGCUGUCGUCUUCCAUCGUCCACGAGAUCGAUAGCAUCCUGGGCAACAAACCCUACAGCAAGAAGGACUACAGAUCCUAAGUGCGCACACGCGCGCGCUGCACAGCCCUCGCCGCCCGUUCGCUUGCUUACGCUUUGUUGGAGCGAAGUGGAGAGUGUGGUUUGCACCGCGAGCCCGAGGUGCCGCGAG